This is a messenger RNA of Cornus florida, 2795 nucleotides long. Its product is annotated as wall-associated receptor kinase-like 1. Gene Ontology annotation, molecular function: calcium ion binding; protein serine/threonine kinase activity; ATP binding. The record is from RefSeq and is a predicted model, not a curated record. Lineage: Eukaryota; Viridiplantae; Streptophyta; Magnoliopsida; Cornales; Cornaceae. Gene Ontology annotation, biological process: protein phosphorylation; cell surface receptor signaling pathway. The coding region runs from base 351 to 2621 and encodes 756 amino acids. The transcript is spliced from 3 exons. Gene Ontology annotation, cellular component: plasma membrane.
CUCAUGUUCUUGAUUGUGCUAGUAAUUAUUAAUUAAUACAUCACUAAUUAAUGUAUCCACAAAAACAAAAACAAAAAUUCCCCCCAAAUCCAAAAUUAGUGGCUAUUAUGUAAUUCUACUCAUUGCCGACAAUAUCACUACCAUUGCACCACUACAUUCCUCCACUAUGCUUGUCACCACACAACAUAGUGGAGGAAUUGUAUGUCUUGAAAGCGCGCAUUUCCUGCCAGUGAGCCCACCUGUGAUAAUCUUCUUCCUUUUGGAAUCUCUCUCCCAGAGGGGUUCUUAACAAAAAGCUCAUUUGUUCUCUACAAGCAAAAUAUCUGCAGAAUUAACAUCAUAAAAUAUUCAUGAAGGAGAGCAAAAGAAUGCAACUGCAAAUGUUCCAGCAGGUUCAUCUGAUAUCCAUCAUCAUCAUCAUCACCGCCGUCGUCCUACUAAUUAAGGAAGCAAGAUCAGCAGCCUCUAAUUCUAUGGCCAAGCCCAAUUGCCAAGAGAAAUGCGGGAACUUGAGCGUUCCAUAUCCAUUUGGCAUAGGGAAAGGAUGUUGCCGGAACCAGAUGUUUGAAGUCACUUGCAAUGAGUCAACUCUCUUCUAUAUGAGCGAUGUACAAGUGUUCCAGAUCUCUCUGGACCAUGUGAGUAUUACCGGUCCGGCUAUUGUUCAAUGUUACAACAAGUCAUCUGGGGAAAGUCCUGUAGGACCUGUUAGUUAUGGGUUGGAGGAAUCACCAUUCCGAGUCUCCCACACCCAAAAUAAGUUGGUAGCCAUAGGAUGUGACAUCUUUGCUUACUUUACUGAUUUAAACACCACAAACUACAGAAAGGGGUGUGCAUCCAUUUGCUAUAACAACACAAGCAGCAGCAGCAGAAUAGUUGGUCUUGCUGCUAAUAACUAUAGUAUAAAUCCGACUUCUUGCUCUGGCAUUGGUUGCUGCCAGACUGAUAUUCCGGAAGAUAUCUACUCCUUUAAUUUGCACAUCGAAACCAUAAAUACCAUUGGACGGUUAUGGGCCUCCGCGCCAUGUAGUAUUGCUUUCAUUGCUGACAAGAACUUUUCAGAAUUCAGCAAACCCAACGCCUCUAAUAUUACUGAUUAUGAUUUCUUGGAUGGAGUCCCACUUGUGCUUGACUGGGCGAUUGAGAGCAUCUCUUGCCGCGAAGCUCAAAGAAGAAAAGACUAUGCUUGUGGCCGUAACAGUGACUGCAUAAAAUCCAUUAUUGAUGAUGGGGUGGGAUAUCGAUGUCGCUGCUCUCAAGGUUACCAAGGGAACCCUUACCUCAACAAUGGAUGCCAAGAUAUUGAUGAAUGCGAAAACACAAAAAAGAACAAAUGUCCAGAUGGAGCUCUUUGCAACAAUACGGCAGGUAGCUACUUGUGCACUUGCCCACCUGGUUACUACAGCAUUCAUGGAAAUGGAAUUAACUGCAUACCUGACCAUGGGAAGCAUCGAUUAAUAGCUGUACCUGUUUCCAUAGGCAUUGGAGUUGCAAUUGGCGUUAUAUUCUUUAUUGCUGUUGGUUUAUGGUUGUACCGGAAACUUGAGUUGAGACAAAACAACAAAAUGAAACAGCAAUUUUUCAAGAGGAAUGGAGGUUUGUUAUUGCAACAGCAUGUCUCGUCUGGUGAAGAAAGUGUUGAGAAAACAAAAGUUUUCAAAGCAGAAGAGUUGGAAAAGGCAACAGAUAAUUUUAACGAGGGUCGAGUCCUAGGCAAGGGAGGACUUGGUACAGUUUACAAGGGGAUGUUAUCAAAUGGAAGCAUAGUGGCUGUUAAGAAAUCUAACAUAGUUAAUGAAAAUCAAGUUGGUCAGUUCAUUAAUGAAGUUAUUAUCCUUUCUCGCAUAAGCCACAGGAACAUUGUAAAAUUGUUAGGUUGCUGCCUAGAGACUGAAGUUCCAUUACUAGUAUAUGAAUAUGUCUCGAAUGGCACACUCUCCCACCAUCUUCACGAUGAGGGUAAGGCUUUGACGAUGUCGUGGAAUACUCGAUUGAGAAUUGCAGGGGAAAUUGCAGGAGCACUUACCUAUUUGCACUCGUAUGCUUCUACAUCUAUCUUUCAUAGGGAUAUCAAGUCUAGCAACAUACUACUGGAUGAAAAUUACAAGGCUGUAGUGUCUGAUUUUGGACUUUCAAGGUCAGUGUCCCUUGACAAGACUCACUUGACCACAAUGGUGGGGGGUACAUUUGGUUACUUGGAUCCAGAGUACUUUCGAUCAGGGCAACUUACUGAUAAAAGUGACGUUUAUGCCUUUGGAGUAGUUCUUGCCGAACUACUAACAGGAAAAAAAGCGGUAAGUUCUGAUAGAUUUGAUGAAGGUUUAGUACUUAAUUUCCGAUCAUCAAUGAAACAAAAUCGUCUUUUUGAAAUUCUAGAGACAGUAGUUGUGAAUGAAGGUAAGGAAGACGAGAUCCAAGCUGUUGCUACUCUGGCUAAAAGGUGCCUCAAACUGACUGCAAGGAAAAGGCCAAAUAUGAAAGAAGUUGUUGGAGAACUGGAUCAAUUGAGGAGGGCACAAGAGCAGUCGACAUUACUCAAGUACAAUAACCAGGAUAGCUACUGCUCGAUAAGUGAAAGGUGCUACUCUUCCACAACCGAUGCAUUUGAAGAAGAAAAUUAAUAAGUAAUAUUAUGUCAUGUUCUAUAACCAUAUUUCAUUACUGCUUAAUGUAUUGAGGUUUCUCUCUCACCCCCUCUCUCUCUCUUUCUAGAAACUAGUGGUUUAUAGAUGUUUUGUCCAAUCAAGUUUUCAUUUCUGUAUAUCUACAAAAAUUGGGCUAUUACCUUUGUUCUA